AUGAAAGCGAUUUCGUUUCUAAUAAUUGUGUUCACUUAUCGAAUACAGAAUAUUUCUGCAGUGAAAUGCCAUAAAUGUGCAACCUCAAAUGCUGUUUGGAAUUGGGUGAAAUACGGGUUGCCAGUGAGCCAGGGUGAUUCAGCAAUUAGCGAGGAAUCGUGUUUUUUCGAAGACAAACUUAAAAAGGAUGGGCACUCGUGCUCAGGCUAUUGCGUAACUGUCAACAUAACGCGGGCUGACGGUGACAGCGUCAAGACGACAGCUGUUGCCCGCGACUGUUUCAGAUCCUCUUUGCAAUUGAACGAUGGUGACCCUCCAGUUUGCAAUUCUGUUCAAAAAACGGUGAAUCGACGAAAUGUGAACGUCACCACAUGUUAUUGCUACGGAAACUAUUGCAACGGAAUCGGUUCGGCGAAUGCCUCAUUGAGCUCAAAAAAACUUGCACUUUCAUCUCGCGAAAAUAAUUCUGAAACCGAAUCUUCAAUACCUUGUGCCGUUGAUUACGCCGUUCUCGCGAUCAUUGCCAUAAUAAUACUCGCCAUACUCGUUUUCGUAUUCGUGAAAACUUUGGUUGUUUCUCGUCGCGAAGAACAUUUCGCCACCAACCUACAAACUGUUGUUAUUUCUCAUCCAAAUUCUCAUGUUGAAAUGAAUCGACCGUCUCUGGAAGUCCCCAUUAUUUUUGCGAAGAAGAUCAGUAUGACUGACGUGGAACGAAAACCAACACAUUUACCGCCCCAUAAUCCACCUCCACCAGUCCCAACACAUAACUCGUCGACAAUUAGCAGCGCUACAAGCACAUUGUCUAAAAAGCCGACAGUCGCUGCACCAGCAAUUCCAAUUAACAAAUCGCUCGAAAACAAUGGGCGUGUUAUGCAACUAAAUGGACAUGUCGGUUUCGAUUCUCUACCGCAUCAAUUGGUUAAAAAGGCUGUCGAAGCUGGCUUUCAAUUUAAUGUAAUGUGUGUUGGAGAAACUGGCAUGGGAAAAACUACUCUGAUUGAGUCGCUAUUCAAUAUGAAGCUUGACUUCGAGCCGUGUAAUCAUGAAUUGAAAACCGUCGAAUUGAGAUCAAAAACUUAUGAUGUCUCCGAAGGUGGAAUUCGCGUAAAGCUCCGAAUUGUUGAAACGGCUGGAUUUGGAGAUCAACUUGACAAAGAUAAAAGUGCAAAGGUUAUUGUGGACUAUUUGGAGUCGCAAUUCGAAAAGUAUCUUCAAGAAGAGCUGAAGCCACGCCGAAUGCUGCAAUAUUUCGAUGAUUCUCGCAUUCAUGCUUGCCUUUAUUUCAUAUCUCCAACUGGUCAUGGACUUAAAGCUCUAGACUUGGUCACUCUUCGUGAUCUAGCCAAGCGUGUUAACGUAAUUCCAGUUAUAGCCAAAUCUGACACGACUUGUAAGGAUGAGCUUCUCCGGUUCAAAUCAAAAAUAUUGAGCGAACUCGAAGCUCAAAACAUUGAAAUUUAUAAAUUUCCAACCGAUGAUGAGACCGUUUCUGCGACGAAUCAUGCAAUGAAUGCUGCUGUGCCAUUCGCCGUCGUUGGUAGCUGUGAUUUUGUCAAAAAAGAGAACGGACAAGUUGUCAGAGCUCGACAGUAUCCAUGGGGUAUAGUCGAAGUGGAGAACGAGCAACAUUGUGAUUUUGUGAAGCUUCGUGAAGCGCUUCUGAGAACGAAUGUCGAUGAAAUGAGACAAAAAACUCAUGAGGUUCUAUAUGAAGCCUAUAGGCGAGACAGAUUAAGACAAAUGAAAAUUGGCGAUGGAGAGACUGGCCCGAAAAUUAUUGAGAAAUUGGCUGCGAAACAUCGAGAGUAUCAAGAUGAGUUUGCGCGACGAGAGCUCGCAUUGCGCGAAGAAUUCCAGCACAAACUCGAUUCAACUGAGGCAGAAAUGCGCAAAACCGAAGAAAAGCUGACGGCAAAAGAACGAGAAAUUCAAGAGGAAUUUGAACGAGAAUCAAAUAAACUUGAUCUUGAAAUUCGUCAAUUGACCGAUGAAAAAAUGAAAUUGAUGUCAAAGAUGUCCAAGAAGCUCCGAAAAUAA
This is a messenger RNA of Caenorhabditis bovis, 2040 nucleotides long. NCBI's taxonomy places the organism in Eukaryota, Metazoa, Nematoda, Chromadorea, Rhabditida, Rhabditidae. The record is from the annotation of a GenBank genome assembly.